Molecule: messenger RNA, 1953 nt
Organism: Rhinichthys klamathensis goyatoka
Lineage: Eukaryota; Metazoa; Chordata; Actinopteri; Cypriniformes; Leuciscidae
Gene: adipor1b
Product: adiponectin receptor 1b
Exons: 8
Coding region: 197-1330 (377 amino acids)
Biological process (GO): adiponectin-activated signaling pathway
Cellular component (GO): plasma membrane
Molecular function (GO): signaling receptor activity
Source: RefSeq, a predicted model, not a curated record
UAUUGGUUAUUUGUGUUAUAAUUUGCUACUGAACUGAACCGACUGGUUCUACAGGUUUAUAGAGGCUCAUAGCGACCGGACGGCAAGCUGCUGCUGUAAAACUCCCAUGAACUGACUGACAGCCCGUCCAGCCAGACUUGGAUUGUAAACUGUUGGACAAGGUAGAAACUCUGGGGAGUUUUAGGUUUGUCUCCCCAUGACAACGUGUCACCAUGGUGACUGCGGCUCCAACAGUGAUGCCGAGCGGCGCACCUCUGAUGAUGAGAAAAUGGAGAAUGUGGAGCCCGCUGAGAUUGGGCCGCUGUUGACAACUCCAGCUAAAGCAGAGAAAUCCAGAGGUGCAUCUGCGUUUCCUGAUGAGGAUGAAGAGGAAGAAGAGGAAGAAGAAGGUUUGCGGGUGGUUACACUGCCCAUGCAGGCACACCAUGCCAUGGAGAAAAUGGAGGAGUUUGUACACAAGAUAUGGGAAGGACGUUGGCGAGUUAUUCCAUACCAUCUCCUCCCCGAUUGGCUGAAGGACAAUGAUUACCUGCUGCAUGGACACCGCCCACCCAUGCCGUCCUUCCGUGCCUGUUUUGGGAGCAUCUUUAGGAUUCACACAGAAACUGGAAACAUCUGGACACACCUGCUGGGCCUAAUUCUGUUCCUGUGCUUGGGCACUCUAACAAUGCUGCGGCCGAAUGUGUCAUUCAUGGCGCCCGUGCAGGAGAAGGUGGUUUUGGGGAUGUUCUUCCUGGGUGCAGUGCUUUGUUUGUGCUUCUCAUGGCUUUUUCACACCGUCUACUGCCACUCGGAAAAGGUCUCCAGAACUUUCUCCAAGUUGGAUUACUCCGGUAUCGCUUUGUUGAUUAUGGGCUCAUUCGUUCCAUGGCUGUACUACUCGUUUUACUGCUCUCCUCAGCCACGGCUAAUCUAUCUAUCUGUUGUAUGUGUGCUGGGCGUCGCUGCCAUCAUAGUUGCCCAGGUUGACCGAUUCGCCACCCCUCGCCACCGGUGCACACGUGCAGGUGUUUUCCUGGGCCUCGGUCUGAGUGGGCUCAUUCCCACAAUGCACUUUACCAUCACAGAGGGUUUUGUGAAGGCAACGACAGUUGGUCAGAUGGGCUGGUUCUAUCUGAUGGGUGCCAUGUAUGUCAGUGGAGCAGGACUGUAUGCAGCACGGAUACCAGAACGCUACUUUCCUGGAAGAUGUGACAUCUGGUUUCAGUCUCAUCAGAUAUUCCAUGUCCUGGUUGUCGCAGCGGCAUUUGUCCAUUUUUAUGGAAUCUCAAACCUGCAGGAAUUCCGCUAUGGUCUGGAAGGAGGCUGUACAGAUGACACUCUGCUGUAAAAAAACAAAACAAAUCGCUUGAACUUUGGCCGGUGCCUGCUCACGUCACAAUGAACCUGGACCCGACAUAAUAAUGAUUUAAAGAUUUGUAUUAUCUCUGAGGAAUUUUAACAUACAGUAUAUUUAAAUAAGAUUUUUAUUUGUUAAGAUACUUAUAAUUAUUGAUAAAUGAGGUAGUCUUGUGUUUAUAUUGUUCUUUACUAUUUCAGUACAGCACAUCAUUUAUUGUAAAUCACUGGAAUGAGUCAUAAAGCAUUGCAGAGGUCUUCAGAGACACUACCUCCUCCAACACUUCUUUUCUGACAGUUUUCUGAUCUACUGAGUGGUUUUUCAUCUAAGGUUUGAUUUACUGAUUCGUGGUUCUGUACAUUGUAAGAAUUUUAGGGAAGACACACGUGAACAUGCUUAGUUCUCGGUUUCCUCAAACAUGUUUGCAUGAUCAUUUAUUAACUUUUGACCUGAAAUGACCCAGAGCUUCAGGAGUGGGAUUCACAUUGGGGCACAUGCAAUUUUAUCUUUUGUUUGAGUGAAUCGGGGUUUCAGUCCAAAAUACUUGUUUGGUUUUGGAAAUCAUAGAAAUCAAGAUAUUUAAAAAGAGCAGAAUAAAGAUGAAACACCAAGAA